Molecule: messenger RNA, 2265 nt
Organism: Sarcophilus harrisii (Tasmanian devil)
Lineage: Eukaryota; Metazoa; Chordata; Mammalia; Dasyuromorphia; Dasyuridae
Product: bifunctional epoxide hydrolase 2-like
Biological process (GO): phospholipid dephosphorylation; cholesterol homeostasis
Cellular component (GO): peroxisome
Molecular function (GO): magnesium ion binding; lipid phosphatase activity
Source: RefSeq, a predicted model, not a curated record
UUGAGAAGGUCAGGUCAUUUAAGUUUUAAGGAGGGAUGAAAAAGCUUGGAGGAACUUCUCUACUGAGUUGUUUAAUGAAUUAAUUUAGGAGGUUGCUCAGCAGCAGUGAGAACUCCAUUGAGGUUGUAUAGCAUAUAUUUGUAAUAGGUUCAUUCAGGCCCUUGGUGUGAUUUUCUCUACCUUUGUUUAGAAGCAAAGGCAACGGAUUCUGGGAGUGAUCUAAAGCUGAGACUGGCAGGGUCCAAUCAAUCAUAAGGGAGCAAGAGAUUCAAGAGAAGAUAACAGUACAGAGAUGACCUGGUUACUGAAGGAUCAAGAAGUAGAAAGAAGGAGAGAAUGGCUAGUGUAGGGGCAAUGACUUAGGAGAGAACUGAGGAGUGGAGGGAUUGGAAGUCAUAGUGUGUGACUUGCCCAGAAUUAUACAGCUAAUCAGUAUUUUAAGAGGGAUCUGAACUCAAGUUUUUCUUACUUAGUACCAUCCAAUUGCAAAACAAAUGUUUUCAAUAUGUCACCACAUCAAAUAUCCGUUAUCUCUGAGUUAUGAAUGAAGUUUUGAGAAUAAUCAAGUCCUAAGGCAAGAAUUUUUUUUAAGUGGGCAAAAGUAUAAUGUAUCAUCUGCUCCUGGAAUUAUUCCAAAGAUAUUUUUAGUGAGCCUUCUUAGGGUAUAUCUAUAUCUCAAUACUGUGAACCUUAAGGAUAAAAAAUAACAUCAGGAGUGUAACUUGUCCCAUCACUUUUUCUCUCUGAAUAUGUCAAACAAACACAAGGACAAGACAAGCCAGUAUAUUAGUGUGCUUGUUUUUCCUCUCCAGCAUUGACUUAUCUAUUUAUUUUUAUAAUGGGUUCCUCUCAUGGAAGAAGAUUGUAGGAAGCUUUCUGCAGCCUCUGGUUUCUGCCUCCCAGAGCAAUUCUCUAUAGAGAAAAUGUUUGAAGAGAUGAUUUCAAAAGGAAAGAUCAAUUAUCCUAUCCUUCAGGCUGCCAUUACUUUGAAAAAUAAGGGAUAUAAAACCUGCAUUCUUACCAACAAAUGGUUGGAUGAUAGUCCCCACAGACAUACCAUUGCCCAGGUGGCAGGUACCCUAGAAAAACACUUUGAUCUAAUGAUAGAAUCAUGCCGCACUGGAAUGGCCAAGCCAGACCCAGAGAUUUAUAAGUUUGCCCUUGAGACAUUGAAGGUGACACCACAUGAAGUGACUGAAGUUUCCUUAUUGCAAGAAUAUCUUAAUUUGAGCAGAAAAGCUAUUUUCUUGGAUGAUGAUGAAGCCAACCUCAAGAAAGCUCGUGAAGUAGGAAUGGUCAUAAUCUUUGUCCAAGAUACUGACGUGGCUCUGAAGGAAUUGGAAAAAUCAACUGGCAUACAGUUUCUCCACCAAAAUAAGAUGCGGCCUAUUGUGGUACAGCCAAGCAAUGUUGUCCAUGGAUAUGUUGAAGUUAAGCCUGGUAUGCAGCAGCAUUUCGUGGAGAUGGGUUCUGGGCCUGUUGUGGUCCUCUGCCAUGGUUUUCCUGAAAGCUGGUUCUCUUGGAGGUAUCAGAUCCCAGCUCUAGCAGAAGCAGGCUACUGGGUUAUUGUUCCAGAUAUGAAAGGCUAUGGCGAUUCUUCUGCCCCCCCAGAAAUAGAAGAAUAUUCCCAGGAAGUCAUAUGUAAGGAGUUGAUUGUUUUCCUGGAUAAGCUGGGUAUUUUCCAAGCAGUGUUUAUUGGCCAUGACUGGGGUGGUGUUGUGGUGUGGAACCUGGCCCUCUGGUAUCCAGAAAGAGUAAGGGCAGUGGCUAGUUUGAAUAUACCCUUCAGACCCGCAGAUCCAGCUGUGCCUUUUAUAGAAAAGAUCAAAUCCAACCCAAUAUUUCAUUACCAGCUCUACUUCCAAGAACCAGGAGUGGCAGAGGUUGAACUGGAGAAGGAUCUCAACCGUACAUUCAAAUUAAUUUUCCGAGCAAGUGAUGAGAAAAAUGUAUGUAUGUUUUUAUAUUCUGCAUUCAGGGACUAUUGAAGGGAGCAGGAGACUGUGGGAUGGAAACUGGUGGCUGACUUGUCUCUGCAGGAGGAAACAGGAAGCAGAAUAUGGAGGAUCUGAUCUGCCCUUCUGUAGUCUUUUACCAAAACAAAACAAAACAAAAAAACCCUGUACUUUUAUUAGCUCUGUUAUUAAACAAAUCAUCUAAUCCUCUAUUUUGUUCUUGCCUGAACCAUCCCUGGAUAAGAGGGAAAUCCUGCCAUUUCUGAUCACUGUGGAGUGGAGUGAGAUGAUAACAGUGAGGGUUUUGCUA